Messenger RNA from Colossoma macropomum (tambaqui), 2763 nucleotides. RefSeq names its product NACHT, LRR and PYD domains-containing protein 1 homolog. NCBI's taxonomy places the organism in Eukaryota, Metazoa, Chordata, Actinopteri, Characiformes, Serrasalmidae. The record is from RefSeq and is a predicted model, not a curated record. Gene Ontology annotation, biological process: inflammatory response; regulation of apoptotic process; innate immune response. The transcript has 13 exons. The coding region runs from base 334 to 1800 and encodes 488 amino acids.
AGCCCGCAGAGAUAGGAGCAGCUUAAUCAGCGUGGUGGGCUACUGUAUCCCACCAUCUCAGGUCAAACUGUACAAGGCUGUUGCUCGAAGUCUUGAAUCAAUCUGUGCUAUUCAUUUGAUCUGAAUCCGCUCGACGAGCUGGACGUAAAGAAUCGACUCAUAAGAACGAUUCGUUGAGGAGUCGACUCGCCGGGGUCUUCAGGUGGAGCCGCCGAGCCUCCUCGUUGGUGGAAGUCUCACAUCAGAAUAUGCUGAACUUCUCGGCUUUUCCCAGUGUGGAAUCCGUCUGAAUCUGAGUCCAAUCACUGACCUGUGGACGUCAGAAGGAGAGAGAUGGCCAAGUCCAUUGAAAAUGAUGAAUACGGAGCUGACAGUCCAGAUCUGGCUGUACAUUUGCAGGGUGCAAAUUUGAAGUAUUUGGAAUUUGAAGACGACAGGCAACGAAUGAGUGACAUUGGAGUUAAGAUGAAGUUUCUAUGUGAUGAGCUUGAAGUGCAGCCGUACGGUAAUGAAGACGGAAUGUGGAAAUCGCUCUGCCAAACGCUGGAAACAGGAAUGAGUUCCAUCACGAACGUGUUCACACAGUCAGAGGUGUCCACUGUCCAGCCAAUAGUGUGGUCAGAGAAAGUGAGCCUGACGUCCAGACCGAGCCCUCAGAGCAGCGGUGCAGACUGGAGGUCAAGAAGUGUUUGUAAGUCCUGCUGUAGUGUGAAGCAGGCUGCUAUCCAGGACAAGACAGAAUGGAAGCUCAUUGAACCUGUCGCUAUGGCUACUCUACUAAAUGAAGACAUGAAGUACAGGAUCUCUGUUGCGCCAGGGAGAUAUGAGUGCAGAGUCACUGGUCUUUGUUGGGAAAGCUCUGAUGAAGUUGAAAUGGAAUAUCAUUUGAGUGACUGGGAUCAUGUUAGUGAAUUUCUGGAAAAGUGCAAUUUUCAGCCCUGUGGUCCAUUACUGGACGUUACUAUCAUCUCAGGGGAGCUCACUGCUGUCCAUCUACCACACUUUCUCUGUUUAGAUUCUUUUCCUUCCUUGAGUGAUGAGGUCAGAGUUCUUCAUGUAGAAGAUGCUGGAGUCUCUUUAGAGAAAUGCGAGUUGUCUUGCUUCAGCGCCAAACUGCUCCACCCCACAUUCUCCCCAAAAGGUGUCCUUGUCAGAAGUGGGUUCCCUGUGAAAGCCCACUGUGAAGUGUUGAUCUACUGCACUUCGACUGCUCACCUGACCCUUCACGUAUACCUGGUUCCAUGUGAUUCAAAAAUAAUAGAGUCUGUACAGAAACAGGAGAACCGCAGCAUAAAGAUCCCAAAACCAAGGCCAGAUGCAUCUCUGCAGAUGAAGAAUCACUACAUGCUGAGCACAUCCUGCCCCUCCCGAAUCAGACCUCAGAAGUUAAAACUGAGAUACACCAGCCAAACCCCAAACUUUUUUGAGGUAUACAUUAAAGAUGCGAAAGAUGACUUUCAGUUGUUUUUAAUGAGUGAGGAGGGGGAAUCAGUGUGGGAAGCUGACAUACGAUCAGCUGAAUACAGUCGAAAUCUCAGUUGUGUUGGUAUUCAUUUUGUGGACUUGCACAGAAAGAGCCUGAUUCAGAGAGUGAAACUGGUGGAACCCAUAGCCGAUGACCUUUACCCAAAUAUCAGGGAAGAGAAGUAUUCCAAAAUCAAGGAAGCUAAAACAAGCCAGGACAAAAUGAGGGUCAUCUAUGAUAUACUGCUUUCAGGUGGUCAAACGCUGAAGGAUGUUUUUUUGCAAAGUUUGCAACAAAACGAACCUGAUCUUGUUGCAGAGCUUUCCCAGGCCUAAGAAGAUGAAGUAUAAUGUAUACAGAGAGAGAGAAACUAGGCAGAGAAUUCUAAUUAUUAUCACGAAAUAUGUGUAAAAUUACCUGGUAACAUCACUUACAAAUGUGUGAUGUGUGAUGCUGAACUUUUCGACCCUGGUACUCUAUCUUGAUGUCUCGUCUCAGACUGGAGAUUCCCCUCCCCGGCUGCAGAGGUCGCUCUCACUCCAGUACUAACUUUCCGUCUCUCACCUGAUUGCAGUCUCUCCUUUAGAAUCUUAUAAGUAGUCGUGCUGCGUCCAGAAACUACUGCUCCUGUCCUCCCCUUCCCUUCCUACUGCUCCUCUCCUUGCCCCGAAGAACAUGCAGGAAUGGUGGAAAGGAAAGAAGCAGGGGGGUUGGAGAGAACUGGGAGAAAUGGGACAGCUGAUUCCUUUCAACAUCGUAUUUGAUGUUGACUAUUGAAGAACGGAGCCUAUCAGAAAGUUCGCUUGAAACCACGCCCCUAAUACUCCUGUAUCCAAUCACAGCUGCUACAGCUGCUAGGAAUAUUCGUCCUGUCUGGUCGUGUCUGCAGUGACAUCACUUUAAAAUCUGUAAAAGACUUCUUUGCUAGCCUGCACUGGUACAUCAUACAUUAGAAGCCACUUUGGCAGCUAUUUGAGGCAGCUUCUCUUGUGUCCUCUGGAAUUCAGACAGCUGGUAAGAUGGCAUCAUGAAAUCAACUUGCAGGCCACAGAGAGGAGGACUGGUAGGACAAAGUACUAACUUUCAGGGUUUUUGGAUACAGGCUCUGUGUUUUGUGGUCUUUGUGAAGUCUUGACAAGGUUUUUACCUGUCAAUUUUGAACAGUUUAUUUGUAUAUGUUUUUUUUGGGCAUUUGAGCCUUGCCUCGCCUUGUAAUUGAGGUAUUAUGCUGUAUGUUAUGCAGUGCUAUUUGUGAAAUUGAGCUGCGGGUUUCUGGUAACGCAGAUGGGUUUAUUAUA